GCGCCUGCGCAGAAGGUCCCGCGUCUGAGACGCGAGCCACGCCGUCUGUUUCCAGGGCAACUAGGGCGCCUCUUCGCAAUUGCCUGCGGCACUCGGGUGGUUUUCCCCGCGCCCUCUACCAUGGCGGCCGCGGGCCCCAGCGUCUUCCUGCUCAUGGUCAGCGGGCAGGUGGAGAGCGCCCAGUUUCCUGAGUACGAUGACCUCUACUGCAAGUACUGCUUUGUGUACGGCCAUGACUGGGCCCCCACCACGGGCCUGGAGGAGGGCAUCUCCCAAAUCACAUCGAAGAGCCGAGAUGUGCAGCAAGCGCUGGUGUGGAACUUCCCCAUCGACGUCACCUUCAAAAGCACCAACCCCUUCGGCUGGCCACAGAUUGUGCUCAGCGUGUACGGACCAGACGUGUUCGGGAACGACGUGGUCCGAGGCUACGGGGCAGUGCAUGUGCCUUUCUCGCCUGGCAGGCACAAGAGGACCAUCCCCAUGUUCGUCCCAGAAUCUACAUCUAAGCUGCACAAGUUCACAAGCUGGUUCAUGGGACGGAGGCCUGAGUACACGGACCCCAAGGUGGUGGCUCAGGGUGAAGGCCGGGAAGUGACCCGCGUCCGCUCCCAGGGCUUUGUCACUCUCCUCUUCAACGUGGUGACCAAGGACAUGCGGAAGCUGGGCUACGACACCGGGCCUUCGGACACGCAGGGGGUCUCGGGGCCCAGCCUGCCCCAGGGCCUGCCCCAGUGAGGCCGCGGCCCCUCCGCCCAGUGAGCCUGGCCAAGCAGCGAGCGGACUGAGCGGCUCCCACAACGCAGGCCGCCACCGCCGACCCACCCGCCUGACUCCAGUGCACUUGGGGGGGGGCGGGUAUUUUCAUAAAAUAAAUUGUUGCUUUGUCACAGAA
Molecule: messenger RNA, 892 nt
Organism: Eptesicus fuscus (big brown bat)
Lineage: Eukaryota; Metazoa; Chordata; Mammalia; Chiroptera; Vespertilionidae
Gene: B9D1
Product: B9 domain containing 1
Exons: 7
Coding region: 121-735 (204 amino acids)
Biological process (GO): cilium assembly
Cellular component (GO): MKS complex
Source: RefSeq, a predicted model, not a curated record